Messenger RNA from Paramecium primaurelia, 619 nucleotides. NCBI's taxonomy places the organism in Eukaryota, Ciliophora, Oligohymenophorea, Peniculida, Parameciidae. The record is from the annotation of a GenBank genome assembly.
AUGGGUGUUUGCUGUAGCAAUAAAAAUUAAAAAAAUCAUCACAAUAGUUAUGGUUUCUUAUCACCAACAAACAGAUAAUAAGAAUAAGAUGAAUAUGAGGAAUUAAGUGGAGAGAUAAAAGAGAUUUUAGAAAUGUAUUUAAAUUGUGAUAAGAAUUCUCCACAAAAUAAAAAUUUAGGUGAAUCAAAUCAAUUGAAACACAGUCUUGAAUAACCUAAUACUCCCUAUUUUAAGAAUUCUUAAGAUAGUGAUGAUAAAUUUUUGUAUUUGAAAUAAUCGAAAUAAGUUGAGGAAAUUAUAGUAAAUGAAAUUAAGAUUUAGGAAGCGUUCUUCUCAUAAGAAUAGUGAAAAGUUGGCUCCUGUAGAAGAAGAAAAUGAACAAUAAAAAUAGUAUAGCUAAUCAAAAUAUCCAAUAUUUCAAUUCAAAUGUAUAAUAUGUAAUAAGGAUCAUGAAUGGAUCCACUCUUGUACUUAAAGGUUAGUGUAUAAUGAUGAUAAUAUGAUAGUAUGUGAAAAAUGCAAAUUCAAAUAAAAAAUUACUGAAUAUGAUUUUAUUUGUCAAAAGACAUAAUAAAAAUUUAGAUUCACAACAGAGUAAAUAAAAGAUUUCGAAUUUUGA